AUGGGAAGCUUGCGAGCGAUUUGGAAGCAUCCUGAUGACUUGUAUCCGAUGGUGAAGCUGAAACUGGCGGCGAGGUGCGCGGUGAAGCAGAUCCCGGCGGAGCCUCACUGGGGAUUUUGUUAUUCGAUGCUUCAUAAAGUUUCUAGAAGUUUCGGCCUCGUUAUCCAGCAGCUUGAUACUGAUCUUCGUGAUGCCGUUUGCAUUUUCUAUUUGGUUCUUCGAGCACUUGAUACUGUUGAGGAUGAUACAAGCAUCGCGCCAGAUGUGAAAGUACCCAUUCUGAUGUCUUUCCAUAAUCACAUAUAUGACCGUGAAUGGCAUUUUUCAUGUGGUACAAAGGACUACAAAGUUCUAAUGGAUGAGUUUCAUCAUGUUUCCACUGCUUUCCUGGAACUCGGACGCGGUUAUCAGGAGGCAAUUGAGGAUAUUACCAUGAGAAUGGGUGCUGGAAUGGCAAAAUUUAUCUGCAAGGAGGUAGAAACAAUUGAUGAUUACGAUGAAUACUGUCACUAUGUAGCUGGACUCGUGGGAUUAGGGUUGUCAAAGCUAUUCCACGCUUCUGGGAAGGAAGAUCUUGCAUCAGAUGCCCUCUCCAAUUCCAUGGGUUUGUUCCUUCAGAAAACAAACAUUAUCAGAGAUUAUCUGGAGGAUAUUAAUGAGAUACCAAAGUCACGUAUGUUCUGGCCUCGUGAAAUUUGGAGUAAAUAUGUCAACAAGCUUGAGGACUUGAAAUAUGAGGAAAACUCAGUUAAGGCCGUGCAAUGCCUGAACGACAUGGUCACAAAUGCUUUGGUGCAUGUAGAAGACUGCCUGAAAUACAUGUCUGCUUUGAGAGACCCAGCUAUCUUUCGCUUUUGUGCGAUUCCCCAGAUAAUGGCAAUUGGCACGUUAGCUUUGUGCUACAACAAUAUUGAAGUUUUCAGAGGUGUUGUGAAAAUGAGACGAGGUCUUACUGCAAAAGUUAUUGACAGAACUAAAACUAUGGGUGAUGUCUAUGGAGCUUUCUAUGACUUCUCCCGUAUGCUGAAAUCUAAGGUUGAUGACAAAGAUCCUAAUGCUAGAAAGACCAAAGACAGCUUAGAAGUGAUCUUGAGAAUUUGCAGGGAUUCUGGAAAGUUAAACCAAAGGAAAUCUUACAUUAUCCAGAGCAAACCCCAAUAUGAUCCAGCUUUGAUUGCGGUCCUGGUCAUCAUAGUAGCCAUUCUUCUGGCAUAUUUAUCCGCAAGUCGACCGUCUAAUAUUUGUAACCUAUUUACAUCAAUCUAUGAAAUGCAGUUAUUAUCACAAGUAUAA
This is a messenger RNA of Striga hermonthica, 1293 nucleotides long. Lineage: Eukaryota; Viridiplantae; Streptophyta; Magnoliopsida; Lamiales; Orobanchaceae. The record is from the annotation of a GenBank genome assembly.